UGUUAUUUCAGGGAUGGCCUCAUGCCCAAAGUAUGCACAGGCUGAAUUCAUUGCAGGUGUUUUAUCCACUAAAUUGCCACAUUUUAAAGUAAGAAGAAUGGUUAUAGAUAAGGAUGAUUGGAAAAAUUGGUUAUGGGGAGAGUGCAAAAAAAAUGACUGGAGUCAUACAAAAUCUCCACUUGUUUGGAGAGAAUUAGCCAUGCCUGGUGGUAAACCAGUUUUGAUUGGUGGAUUGAGUGAAUUUUUGGAAUACUGUCAUGAAUAUUAUGGACUCACAGCUUUCCUCACUCCUGAGGAAAAACAAAUGCUGGUUGAUGACAACAUUAAGAUUAAUGAAAGAGAAAUGGAAGAAAAAGCUAGGAGCCAAUACAAGGUUCGAAAAAUUCUCAUUAGUGGUGCAACAUUACGGAUUUUACCAGUUUUACUUUCUGAAUUACUGAAUUUAAAAUGUGUGGGGAAAGAGGCUGGUACA
Messenger RNA from Gryllus bimaculatus (two-spotted cricket), 472 nucleotides. The record is from the annotation of a GenBank genome assembly. Lineage: Eukaryota; Metazoa; Arthropoda; Insecta; Orthoptera; Gryllidae.